Messenger RNA from Solea solea (common sole), 5641 nucleotides. It is a transcript of the gene kdm6a, whose product is annotated as lysine (K)-specific demethylase 6A. The transcript has 30 exons. Lineage: Eukaryota; Metazoa; Chordata; Actinopteri; Pleuronectiformes; Soleidae. Gene Ontology annotation, biological process: heart development; regulation of gene expression. Bases 448 to 4878 code for a protein of 1476 amino acids. The record is from RefSeq and is a predicted model, not a curated record. Gene Ontology annotation, cellular component: MLL3/4 complex. Gene Ontology annotation, molecular function: RNA polymerase II cis-regulatory region sequence-specific DNA binding; histone H3K27me2/H3K27me3 demethylase activity; protein binding.
GCGUGUGCGUGCGCGUGUUCGUCCGCAUGUGCGCAGCGCAUCAACUGGACACUCUCACGUGACAGCGGUGUGGCUCCGCCGAUUGGUGGCAACGCGCGGAGGGCGUGUCCACGGUGGCGGCGUGCGUUUUGCCUCUGUGACACAAUUACAACAACUUUGAGCCGCUGGUUGGGGAAGUUUGCGACGUUUUCAAACCACAACUCCCUCGUACAAGGCCAACAUCCCGCCAACUCCAUGCACACCGCGGCCCCGGAGCACACGUCGUAUUCCCGUGUACAAUGAAGAGUGUGGACGGUAAUUUGAAGGGAUCAUUUCCUUGAGGAUUUGGCAAAAGAACUGCGCUGCUACGCCCCGUUUUAGUCCUGGAUAGGCGCGCGACACUUUUCCGUCUGUUCGCGUUUCGCCGGAGUCGCUCGGUCCGCGUCGAUCGUCCCGUUCUCCUUCGCCAUGAAAUCGUGCGGAGUGUCGCUCACCACCGCCGCCGCCUCCGCCGCUGCCCGGAGCGUCGGCGCUGCUGCUGCCGCCGCCGCUGCUGCUAAUGACGAGGAGAAAAUGGCGUCGGGAAAAGCGACUGAAAUCGAAGAGGACUUUCCGAAGCUAACGGCGGCGGAGAGAGAGCGUCUGCUCGGCGUGGACAGUUCACUGUUUGGAUUUCAUAGGCUUCAAGAAGAUGGCGCCAGAACGAAGGCCUUGCUUUUAAAGGCCGUCAGCUGCUAUGAAGCUCUCAUCCUGAAAGCAGAGGGGAAAGUGGACCCUGACAUUUUCUGUCAACUGGGUCACUUCAACCUCCUGCUGGAGGACUAUCAGAAAGCAUUAUCUGCAUACCAGAGGUACUUCAGUUUACAGUCGGAAUACUGGAAGAAUGCUGCCUUUUUAUACGGCCUGGCCAUGGUUUACUUCCAUUACAACGCUUAUCAGUGGGCCAUCAAGGCGUUCCAGGAGGUGCUGUACAUCGACCCCGGCUUCUGUCGAGUGAAGGAGAUUCAUCUGAGGCUGGGACUCAUGUUUAAAGUCAACACAGACCACGAGUCCAGUUUAAAGCAUUUUCAGCUGGCUGUGAUCGACUCCAAUCUCUGCACUUUGUCCAAAGCUGAAAUUCAGUUUCACAUCGCUCAUUUGUAUGAGAUCCAGAAGAAACACAGAGCGGCGAAGGAAGCGUACGAGCGUGUGCUGCAGACGGACGAUCUCCCUGCACAGGUGAAGGCCGCCACACUGCAACAACUCGGCUGGAUGCAUCACACGGUGGAGCAGCUGGGAGAUAAAGGCACCAAGGACAGCUAUGCCAUCCAGUGUCUGCAGAAGUCGUUAGAAGCUGACCCCAACUCUGGCCAAUCCUGGUACUUUCUCGGCAGGUGUUAUUCCAGUAUUGGGAAGGUGCAGGAUGCCUUCAUCUCUUACCGUCAGUCCAUCGAUAAGUCGGAGGCCAGUGCUGACACCUGGUGCUCUAUAGGGGUUCUGUACCAGCAGCAGAACCAGCCUAUGGAUGCACUGCAGGCCUACAUCUGUGCCGUGCAGCUGGACAACAACCACGCCGCCGCCUGGAUGGACCUGGGCACUCUGUACGAGUCCUGCGGUCAGCCGCACGACGCCAUCAAGUGCUACGUCAACGCCACACGCAGCAGGGCCUGCCUCAACACGGCCGCGCUCACGCAACGCAUCAAACUGCUGCAGGCUCAGUUGUGUAACCUUCAGCCAGGUUCUCUGCAGAAUAAGAGCAAAAUGCUUCCCAGUAUUGAAGAGGCGUGGAGCCUUCCCAUCCCUGCUGAGCUCACGUCCAGGCAGGGAGGUCUGAACACGGCACAGACCCCACAGACGUGUAAAGGAGACGGAGGACAGACGUCCAGUAAUCACACGGAGCCACAGGCCAGUCCUGCCAAAAAGAAACGCACCGCCAGCCCAGUCAAGAGUGUCCCAGACUCGUGGACAAGCAGCAGCAGUCAGCAGCAGCAGCAGCAGCAGCAGCAGCAGCAGAUCCCCAGCUGGUACCUGACGCCACAGAAGCUCCAGCUGCUGGAUCACUUACGGACCAACCGAGCAAACCUCAAGCCUCCUCAGGUGCAGAUGCUGGAGCAGCUGGAGAAGCAGUUCUCUGUCAUGCAGCAGCAUCAGCAGCAGCAGCAGCAGCAGCAGCAGCAGGCGGUGACGGCAGCAGCAGUGAGCGGUCAGCUGAAGCCCCUCCUUCCCAACGGUCCUGCAGCUGAGCCUCCUCACCGCCAUCACGCAGGUCUCACCCGCUCCUCUUCCUCCUCCUCCUCCCCCGUCAACCACGCGCCCGCGCAGCCCAACGGCUCCUGCUCCUCCAGUCCCGCGUCAGGGACGUCGCUGGGACACCAGGACAGGAAAAACCACAGCCUGGGCGUGGCAGGAGGCGGAGCCACCAACGGAAACAACAACAAUGUGCCUUACCCGCAGCAGAACUCUCUACCUCACAACUGCACAGCUGCCAGUCAGCCCAGCACCAGCACCACCAGCAGUCCCAGUCACUCUGACGAGACGUGGAGGAGCCAACAGCCAAACACUACCACUCAGGGGCUUCACAAAGGUCCAGGUUCACAUUCGGCGGGUCCUAAUGGAGAACCCCCUUUCUCCUCCUCGUCCUCCUCCCCUCACACCUCCUUCUCUUCCUCUGGCAUUCUGAAUCAGGUGGGACAUUCCUCCUCCGGGCCCUGCACUGCCUCCUCCUCGGCCUCCUCCUUGUCCCCCACCUCCCCACAGACCACGCCCAACCACCUCUCCUCGCCCCCCCACUCCACAACUACCUCAGGGCUCCACACCAAAGACGCCACGCCUUCAGGGGGCAGCAGCAGCAGUAAUGGUGCCGCUGUGCCGGGAGGCCUGGAGGCUGCCGCCAGGCACCCCGCAGCGGGGACGCCACUCAGCCCCGGCUCCGCCCCCACGCAGGGAUUGACUAAUCACGUCCAGGCGCGGGUGGCGGACGGCUCGGCGAGCCGGUCUCAGCCCGGCUCUCCUGCCCCCGGCGUGCGAACUCCAGACAAUCCUCAGCUCUCAGCCUCGAUAAAGGGAAAAGCCAAUAACGACGACAACAAUAACCACAGUAACCACGGAGAUACUUCCUCAGAGAAACUCAACAACGUCCACCCGGGUCUCCACGGCAACGCCAAGCCAACGCCACAGCACUCUGCGGUCUCCGCCUCCUCUGCCGCCACGCCCUCUCCGUGCUCUGCAGAUGCUCAGGCCAACAACACCAACAGCCUCUCCAGCCUUAACAGUCAGGGGCCCACGCUCAACGGGGAGGGGCUGGGCGACUCCCACAGCCCCAGGAGGGUGGGGCCACUGGGUGGAGCUCACAGACACGGUGCCCCCGCCGGUCUUUCCCCGUGGUCCUCGUUUUCCAUCUACCCCAGCUCCAGUGAAGUCCUCAAAGCCUGCAGGAAUCUGGGGAAGAACGGACUGUCGACCAGCAGCAUCCUCCUGGACAAGUGUCCUCCGCCGCGUCCCCCGCGUCCUCCCUCUCCUCCACUGCCAAAGGACAAACUCAACCCUCCCACGCCCAGUAUUUAUCUUGAAAACAAGAGGGACGCCUUCUACCCUCCUCUUCAUCAGUUCUGCACCAACCCUUCAAACCCGGUCACCGUCAUCAGAGGACUCGCCGGCGCCCUCAAGCUCGACUUGGGCCUGUUCUCGACCAAGACGUUGGUGGAGGCUAACCCGGAUCACCUGGUGGAGGUGAGGACUCAGUUAUCUCAGCCCACCGAUGAGAACUGGGACCCCAGCGGCAGCAGGAAGAUGUGGCGCUGCGAGAGCAGCCGCUCACACACCACCAUCGUCAAAUACGCCCAGUACCAGGCCUCGUCCUUCCAGGAGUCUCUGCGGGAGGAGAACGAGAAGAAGAAGGAUCUGGAGGCAGAAGCCACUUCCUCUGACGGUGUGCUGCGGCGGAGGAAGGCUCCCUUCAAACACCUCAAAUUCGGCACAAACAUCGACCUCUCUGACGAGAAGAAGUGGAAGCAGCAGCUGCAGGAACUCGCCAAGCUGCCGGCGUUCGCUCGCGUGGUUUCAGCCGGGAACCUGCUGAGUCACGUGGGUCACACCAUCCUGGGUAUGAACACGGUGCAACUGUACAUGAAGGUGCCGGGCAGCAGGACUCCAGGUCAUCAGGAGAACAACAACUUCUGCUCGGUCAACAUCAACAUCGGUCCAGGAGACUGCGAGUGGUUUGCGGUCCCUGAGCCGUACUGGGGCGUCAUCAACGACUUCUGUGAAAAGAACAACAUCAACUUCCUGAUGGGCUCGUGGUGGCCCAACCUGGAGGAUCUGUUCGAGACCAACGUGCCCGUUUACCGCUUCAUCCAGAGGCCGGGAGACCUGGUGUGGCUCAACACGGGGGCCAUCCACUGGGUCCAGGCCGUCGGCUGGUGCAACAACAUCGCCUGGAACGUUGGACCACUCACAGCUCAUCAGUACAAACUGGCGGUGGAACGUUACGAGUGGAACAAGCUGCAGAGCGUCAAGUCCAUCGUUCCCAUGAUCCACCUCUCCUGGAACAUGGCGAGGAACAUCAAAGUGUCCGACCACAAGCUCUUUGAGAUGAUCAAGUAUUGUCUGUUGAGGACUCUGAAACAGUGUCAGAUGCAGCGGGAACUGCUUCUGUCUGCUGGGAAGAAGCUGGCGUGGCACGGGAGGACACAGAGCGAGCCGGCACAUUACUGCAGCAUCUGUGAGGUGGAAGUGUUCGACCUGUUGUUCGUCACCAGCGAGAGCAACAGCAGGAAAACCUACGUGGUGCACUGUCAGGACUGCGCCCGCAGGGGGAGCUCUAACCUGGACAACUUUGUGGUUCUGGAGCAGUACAAGAUGGACGAGCUCAUGCAGGUUUACGACCAGUUCACCCUCGCGAGUCCACUUCCUUCCUCUUGAUGGAAGAAGAAGAAGAAGAAGAAGAAACGACGACGGGAACUUUGACGUUGUUUUCCUCCCUCUGCUAUUCAGGAAGUGAGCUGCGCUCUGUAGCCAUCCCAUAAGGCAGCUGUGUGAAAGCUGUGUGUGUCUAUGCAACCUGUGCUCAGAGACCCCCCGGUGGCCUGGAGGGGAACUGCAGCUCCUCCUGUUUCUCCUGCUGGUUCAGCUGGACUUCACCACAGGAGACGACGUCUGUACAGAUUUACUUUAACUGAGAGUUAGUGAGUCCACACAGAGCUGCACCACCUCCUCCCCCUCCUCCUCCUGCUCCUCCUCCUCCUCCUGCUCCUCCUCCUCUUCUGUUAGAAUCAGGAAACACAUUUUUAACAGCUGUUUUUCGUCACGUUUCUUUUUUACGAUAUUUUCCUGCGUUGUUUUUUUACGUUGUUUCUUUACGUCGCGACUUUGAUUUGUUGACAAACAUCAGCGACGUCACAGAUAAAUGAAUAAAAAGUUUGCACAAAGACAAAAGAGUGAACGUUAAUGAGUUUUUGAAUGUUUUCAUGUCAUUUGACUUUAUUUAUAAAAACAUAUUUAUUCAUGAAAUGCUGUCGUUUCUUUGGGUUUUUUUGCCAUAAAAUUUGAAGGAGCCUUUUGAUGAUUUUUUUUAAAUCCCGACACUUCGUAUGUUUUCUAUAUGAAUGAAAAGUGCUGAGUCAGCGUUGUACAGAGGUUUGUUUGAAGGAUGUUUUAAUAAAAACUGUCUUUAUUUACAUUUGCA